AUGGCAGGCACCGCCGACGGGAUGCCGACGGGCUUUGGCUGGGGCCUCUCGCGGCGGCAGCCCUUCUUCAUGGGGCGUGCGAGACGCCCCGCCGUCUCCUACUCCGAGUGCUCGUCGGUCGGGCUCUGGCUGCGCCUCGGCUGGGUGUACGCGUCGCGCGGCCUCGGCUACUUCCGCGGCGAGCCGAUCAGCCUCUCGCCGCGCUCGGGCGAGGGCCCUCCCUCGUGGCUCCUCGAGGAGGGCGCAUUCGCGGUGGAGGUGACGGCGACGGCGGCGAGCGGCGCGCAGGCGGUUGCGACCGUCGCGGGCAAGGGCGACCCGGGCUACGGCGCGACCGCUAAGAUGCUGGCCGAGGUGGGGCUCUGCCUGAGUCUGGACGCGCACCCCUCUGCGGCGGGAGGCGUGCUCACGCCCUGGACCGGCUUGGGGGAGGCCCUGGCGGCGCGCCUGCGCCGGGCGGAGGGCGGCGCCUUUAUGACGCUCGACGUCGCGCGGACACCGCGGGCGGGCGAUGGGGCGGCAGUGCGAUGA
Emiliania huxleyi CCMP1516 is the source of this 531-nucleotide messenger RNA. RefSeq lists its product as hypothetical. The coding region runs from base 1 to 531 and encodes 176 amino acids. The transcript has 2 exons. The record is from RefSeq and is a predicted model, not a curated record. Lineage: Eukaryota; Haptophyta; Isochrysidales; Noelaerhabdaceae.